Messenger RNA from Myotis brandtii (Brandt's bat), 1986 nucleotides. Its product is annotated as protocadherin gamma-B5-like. Gene Ontology annotation, cellular component: plasma membrane. Gene Ontology annotation, molecular function: calcium ion binding. The coding region runs from base 304 to 1974 and encodes 556 amino acids. NCBI's taxonomy places the organism in Eukaryota, Metazoa, Chordata, Mammalia, Chiroptera, Vespertilionidae. Gene Ontology annotation, biological process: homophilic cell-cell adhesion. The record is from RefSeq and is a predicted model, not a curated record. The transcript has 3 exons.
AAUUACUGUAGCUCCUUAGCCUGAAGCAGCAGAGGCUGCAGUUUCAUAGUGCGGACUCUGGGCGCCGCUGUUGGCCAGAGUGGAGAGCUCGGCGCUGGUGAUCGCCUCGCGCAGCCGCAGCUCGCUUUCCUCAGCUCUCUCGCUAGAGCUGGCCUUUCCACCGCUCCCUCCUCUGGAAAAGAAGAAACCCUGACCCCCACGCAGGAACUAAAGGCUGUUCGGGGCUCUGGACGUCCGCGACACAGACAUUACUGGUCAUCCGGCGUCUUCAGGCCGGUGAGCACGCUGAGGGGAGCAAGAGGGAUGGGGAGCGGCGCUGGGGACUGGGGCUGGGCUGAGCGGCGGCCAGUGCUCUUUCCCUUCCUGCUGUCUUUGUUCUGCCCGGCGCUCUCUGAGCCGCUCCGCUACCGGAUUCCCGAGGAAAUGCCCGAGGGCUCGGUGGUGGGGAACCUCGCCAAGGACCUGGGACUCAGUGUCCGCGAGUUACCGACUCGAAAACUGCGCGUCAGCUCUGAGAAGCCUUACUUCACUGUGAGCGCAGAGCGCGGGGACUUACUUGUGAGCGGCAGGCUGGACCGGGAGCAGAUAUGCGGGAAGAAGCCAGUAUGUGCUCUGGAAUUUGAGGCUGUUGCUGAAAAGCCAUUGAACUUUUACCACGUGAACGUGGAGAUCGAGGAUAUUAAUGACCACCCUCCCAAAUUCAUGCAAAACUCCUUUGAGCUGCAAAUAAGUGAGUCCACACUGCCGGGCACGCGAUUUAUAUUAGAAGUAGCGGAAGAUGGCGAUACUGGCCUAAACUCUCUGCAGAAUUACAAACUCUCUCUAAGUCCUAGUUUCUCCUUGAUAAAUAAGGAGAAACCAGAUGGUAGUAAAUACCCGGAACUGAUAUUGGAGAAACCCUUAGACCGGGAACAACAGAAGCAUCAUCGAUUAGUCCUCACUGCCUUGGACGGCGGAGAUCCACCCCUAAGCGGUACCACUGAGCUCCAGAUCCAGGUCACCGACGCCAAUGAUAACCCCCCUGUAUUCAAGCAGGACGUGUACAGAGUCAGGCUUUCAGAAAACGUGCCACCGGGCACCACUGUGCUGCAGGUGUCAGCCACCGACCUGGAUGAGGGCCUCAACUCAGAAAUAACGUAUUUUUUGUACAGGACGGGGCAAGUGUUCCAUCUGAAUUCAAAGAGCGGGGAAAUUACCACUUCGCGGACACUGGAUUACGAAGAAAUCAAGGAGUAUUCUCUGGUGGUGGAAGGAAGGGAUGGUGGAGGACUGGUGGCACAAUGUACAGUUGAAAUUAACAUUCAAGAUGAAAAUGACAACAGCCCAGAAAUUACAUUCCAUUCUCUGGUGGAAAUGAUUCUGGAAAACGCAGUGCCAGGAACUCUAAUUGCUUUCAUCAAAAUACAUGACCGUGAUUCUGGGGAGAAUGGGGAGGUUAAUUGUCGAUUAGAAGGUCAAGUCCCCUUUCAGAUCAUCUCUUCAUCCAAAAGUUCAUAUAAACUGGUAACAGACGGGACCCUGGAUCGAGAACUGACCCCGGAGUACAAUGUCACCAUCACAGCCACCGACAGGGGCAAGCCGCCCCUCUCCUCCAGCACCACCAUCACCCUGCACGUCACAGACGUCAACGACAACGCCCCGGUUUUCCAGCAGUCAGCCUACCUGGUCCACGUGCCAGAAAACAACCCGCCCGGGGCCUCCAUCGCGCAGGUCAGCGCCUCCGACCCCGACCUGGGACUCAACAGCCAGAUCUCCUACUCCAUCGUGGCCAGCGACCUGGAGGCACGGGCGCUGUCGUCCUACGUGUCCGUGAGCGCGCACAGCGGGGUGGUGUUCGCGCAGCGCGCCUUCGACCACGAGCAGCUGCGCGCCUUUGAGCUGACGCUGCAGGCCAGCGAGCCAGGGCUCUUCCGCGCACAGCGGGGUGGUGUUCGCGCAGCGCGCCUUCGACCACGAGCAGCUGCGCGCCUUUGAGCUGACGCUGCA